This is a messenger RNA of Sphaerulina musiva SO2202, 1382 nucleotides long. RefSeq lists its product as uncharacterized. Lineage: Eukaryota; Fungi; Ascomycota; Dothideomycetes; Mycosphaerellales; Mycosphaerellaceae. The transcript has a single exon. The record is from RefSeq and is a predicted model, not a curated record. Bases 39 to 443 code for a protein of 134 amino acids.
CUGGCCACUGGAUUGGUGCUCGCCGUCGCUCGAUAGUCAUGCUGUCUGGCCGCUCUCACCGCGCUCGGCUGCUGCUGUUGUCGUGGUGGUGUGGAUGGAUGGUUGAGAGGAACGCGGCGAGUGAGCCUCUGCCAGUGGUCUGCCAAGGGUCGCUCCUGCUUGAAAACGGCGUCAUGGACCAAUGCCUCAUGUCCAGACGGCCACCACCGUGGAUCGAACAGGGCAGCUGGAAGUACAAAAAGUCCUGCAUAUCGACACCAACACUUUCAGAGGUCGUCGAGCAUGGCAAAAGUAUCUCGACGCAGCGGACUGUCUUCUUGUCUCCAGAAUCGAAGCAAAAGAAAACAAAAAAAGGUUGUUGUUUAGAGUCCGAGGGACUUUCGUUGUGGCACCUAUGGAAACCAACUGUUAGCCAUCGAGCCAUACCUGAUUUCCCACCAUAAGUCGCGGCGCACGAUCAUAUGGUGGUAAUUUCAUUGGAUGGCACCAUAUUCGAUCCAAUAUAUAUGUCAAAUACACAGCGGAGACACCUGAGCAGACUUCGCUUUCUACUCUGGUCAUGUAGCCAGCAGCAUUCGCCGCAUUAGGGGCUACUGUAAUAGCAUACGCGGAUCAAGGACGACCAUCAGAACUGCCCACAGAGGAGUUAUGAAGGUCAAGCCAAGGCUCGUCGCACCAACCCUCUCACAACCACAAGAGCUCGCCUAGACUUUCAGACCACAGCCACCGAUGAUCGUGUGUGUCCAGACCAGCAAUAAAGAACAGCAAGCGCGUGCUCUUUCAGCAUCUCUGCCAUUAAGUCUGCCGACAAAAGCAGUCCAUACCAUGGUCUUCCAAGGGACAUCAACCCCAUCCAUACCACCCUCCAUCCACCCCGCUCGCAUUUCCUCCCAGCCGUCACGACUCCCGGAACAUCGUCCUCGCCCACGAAAUUCGCAGCCGCCGCCCCUGAUGGCAAUAUCGAACGGUGUCUGCCUUCUUCUCAGCCUCUACUGUCUUGGCCAGCGCACCACGAUGUGACCGGUCCCUUCGACGGGCUUCUGGAGGAAGCCUAGGUAUCUAACUGUUCCCUGUUACGAUCUAUCGGCAAGACUACUCGAAGUUGGUCAUGCGGCGCGCGCGCGCGGAGCUGCGUUUAUACACACAAGAGAAGAUUCGACUGAGGACGACUGGACGCUGGAUACAUAUCUAGACUAGGUAUGCUGGGAGAAAUAGGGACGAGAGGAGAAGCAGAGGUAGAAGCAGACCUAGAGGUAGAAAGCAACGAUCCGUAUGGACCUAUAUCUUGAUCUCUAGAGUUUAUACAGCAAUUUGUUCAUCAUCCAUAUCCAUCUACCUGAAUGUCUGAACAUCUUUCUAGAACCACGAAAAUUAAAUCUAGG